GAUGUUAAUAUUUGCGUCAUUCCGCCUGCAUUAACUGCCGUCUAUCGUUGAUCAGCAGUGGCUCGAGCCCGCAGCAGGUGCAGAGGACACGAGUGAGGAUGGCCUCCUCCCAAAGGUAGUGUUUCUGCUUAUCCACUUGCUCUGUGACCCUUUCCUGAGAAGGUUUCUUGAAUAUAUAUAUGGAAGUAAGAGAAGGCACUCUAACCUAUCAUGGAUUUCGAAGAGAGACUCUUCAACGCACUAAGGAGACGAUAACAACCAGGGCAUAGUCCUUAGAAAUGAUGUCCUUUUGCCACAAUAAAAUUAAUAUUUCCUGUGUGAAAAGCAGCUGGUCCAAUGACAUCCGGGCUUCCCUGUAUAGUUUAAUGGUGCUCAUAAUUCUGACCACCGUGGUUGGCAAUCUGCUAGUUAUUAUUUCCAUAUCACACUUCAAGCAACUGCAUACCCUAAAUAAUUGGCUCAUCCAGUCCAUGGCUACUGUGGACUUUCUUCUGGGGUGCCUGGUCAUGCCUUAUAGCAUGGUGAGAUCCGUUGAGCACCGCUGGUCUUUUGGAGAAGUCUUCUGUAAAAUUCACACCAGCACUGACAUUAUGCUGAGUUCAGCAUCCAUUUUUCACUUGUCCUUCAUUUCCGUUGAUCGCUACUAUGCUGUGUGUGACCCACUGAGAUACAAAACCAAGAUCAACAUCUUGGUUAUUUCUCUGAUGAUCUUCAUUAGUUGGAGUAUUCCUGCUCUUUUUGCAUUUGGGAUGAUCUUUCUGGAGCUAAACUUCAAAGGAGCUGAAGAGAUGUAUUACAAACACAGUCACUGCCUAGCGAGUUGCUCUGUCUUCUUCAGCAAAACAUCUGGGGUUCUGGCCUUUAUGACUUCUUUCUAUAUACCUGGCUCUAUUAUGUUGUGCAUCUAUUGUAGAAUAUAUUUCAUAGCAAAAGGCCAGGCAAGAUCAAUUCACGAUGCAAAGCAGAAGGUUCAAAUAGGGUUGAAAGAGAGAAAUGGAAUUCCACGAAGCAGAGAAAGGAAAGCUGCGAAGACUUUAGGGAUUGUGAUGGGAGUUUUCCUAACAUGCUGGUGUCCUUUCUUUGUCUGCAUGGUCAUGGACCCUUUCCUGGACUAUGCUAUCCCACCCACUUUGAACGAUGCAUUGAUUUGGUUUGGCUAUUUGAAUUCUACUUUUAAUCCAAUGGUUUACGCAUUUUUCUAUCCCUGGUUCAGAAGAGCACUAAAGAUGAUUUUAGUUGGUAAAAUUUUCCAAAAAGAUUCGUCUAGGAGUAAAUUGUUUUCAGAAUAAAUCCAUAGAAAUAUGCUUUCAGUCAGUCAGUUCAGUUGCUUACUUAUGUCCAACUCUCUGCGACCCCAUGGACUGCAGCACGCCAGGCUUCCCUGUCCAUCACCAACUCCUGGAGCUUACUCACACUCAUGUCCAUCGAGUCAGUGAUUCCAUCCAACUAUCUCAUCCUCUGUUGUCCCCUUCUCCUCCUGCCUUCAAUCUUUCCCAGCAUCUAGUGAGUCAGUUUUUCUAGUGAGUCAGUUCUUCAAAUCAGGUGGCCAAAAUAUCAGCGUUUCAGCUUUAGUAUCAGUCAUUCCAAUGAAUAUUCAGGACUGAUUUCUAGUGUUUUAGAAAACAGUUGGUGAUCAUAUUUACGAACAUGCAUAAUAUCAACCACAUGGGCCAAUUGCAGGGACUUUUAUCAAAUAUUUGGGUCAAAGAUUGUAUAGUGAGAUAUGAUGCUUACAUCUUGCUUCUUAUUUGCCAUUUGUAUUAUGUAUAUUGAAGUUUUACAAGUCCAGAAAUUAAGAACUUAAAAUUUUAAAGAACACUCUUCCCUUACAUGAACUGCCAUGAAAUUGACAGUGGUACCUUACCCAGUUGUUCAGUGGUGGAAACUAACAGGCUACAUUUGGAGAUGGAAAUUAGAAGGACUUUGUCAUUCAUUUGCUAGAAUAUAUAUGCCUUUUUAAAAAGUCAGUUAAAAGUGUACAUUAAAUAUUACUAUUGUUUACACAUAAUUUGCUAUUUGUUACUAAUUAUUAAUACAUAUUCUGAUUUUUAAAUCUAUUAAUGUUUACAUUUUUAAAUUUUUUUAAUUUUCAUACUUGUAGGAAAUUUGGAAAAUAAAGGAAAAUAAAAAUAAUGUAUAGAAACAAAAUAAAAAUUAAAAUAUCAUUCAUAGCUCACUUAAGAACCAUAUCAUUCAAAGUUCUUAAAAACAUCAUUUUGUAAUGACUGCAAAAUGUUAAAUUGUAUGGGUGCACAAAUUUUUUUUUAACCAUUUUCCCAUUGUUGACCACUUAGUUUAUUUUGUUUCUUUCUUUCUUUUUCUUUUUCUUUUUUUUUGAAUAGCCUAAAUUAAAUGCCUGUUACGGGGGCUUCCCUAGUGGCUCAGACAGUAAAGAAUCUGCCUGCAAUGCAGGAGACCUUGGUUUGAUCCCCAGGUUGGGAAGACCCCCUGGAGGAGGGCAUGGCAACCCACUCCAGUAUUCUUGCCCACGGACAGAGGAGCCUGGCGGGCUAAAGACCAUGGGGUCACAAAGAGUCAGACACAUAACUAAGCACACAGCACCUGUUACUGAAGCUCAAAAACAUGUCUGGGAGGAUUUCAUCCUAUUUCAAGGUCAUGCCUGGUGUGAUAGGACUCAAAAUGCAAGCUGUAGGAAGUAAAGCAAAUUCACUUGUUGGGUGCCAGGCUACACUGAAAGAGAAGCAGGUAUUCAUCAGAGCAGCUAAACAUGAGGUAAAGAAGAUAUAUAAUCGAAACAGUAUAUCUCAUGUCUAUUACGAUGGCAUAUACAAAAGAAAAAUAAGGAGAAAGAGUGGUUUCAAGUAAGAUCCCCUAAUAGAAGUGGGCAAGCAUUCUUAAUCAUAAAUAUCAAUUUGCAUUUGAACUGUUUCUAAUCUAAACUUCAUGUACUUUGUAUCAUGUUAAGCAGCACCACGGAUUUGAAUUUAUUUGUUUCAUAAUUGUGACUUACCCUCAUGGGUAAGUUAGGGUGAGGCAGUAGUUAAUUUUAAAUAAAAUUUUAAAAUGCAUGUUCCUGUAUAACUAUUUCUGUUCACACCCUUCUAUCUAUUGCAAUCUCUUUCAGGACUGUAUAUUUAGUUUCCUUGAUCCGGCUAGAUUUUGUUCUCGUAGAUUUUAAAAGCAGUUUUAAAACCUUUUUCAUUUAGUAUAUGGUAAGAAAGUUGCCCCUAAUCACUCCUGGCUUCAUAAACUAUCUUGACUUUUCUACUUGUGAAACUAUUUUUGUUAAAUUUUAAAAAGGGAACAAAAGCAUUUAGAUAGUUUUCUAUACCUUAUAGCAAGUUUCUGUGGUUUUCUUCUUCACACAUUCUUAGAUGCUUUAUACUUUUGUGUUUGUGUGUCUUGACUGUUUUGAAUAUAUCUUUUUUAAAGUCAUUAUACUUUCUAUAUAAUUAUUAUUGCUUGU
Dama dama (fallow deer) is the source of this 3427-nucleotide messenger RNA. It is a transcript of the gene TAAR1, whose product is annotated as trace amine associated receptor 1. The transcript has 2 exons. The coding region runs from base 279 to 1289 and encodes 336 amino acids. Gene Ontology annotation, biological process: G protein-coupled receptor signaling pathway. NCBI's taxonomy places the organism in Eukaryota, Metazoa, Chordata, Mammalia, Artiodactyla, Cervidae. Gene Ontology annotation, molecular function: trace-amine receptor activity. Gene Ontology annotation, cellular component: membrane. The record is from RefSeq and is a predicted model, not a curated record.